GUAGGUGCACUGGAGAGAACUCAGUAGUCUUUGCAUCACCGCUCAAACUUUACCUCCGCUAUCCUCCAACUCCUUUAACCACCAACAUGGUCGAUACCUUCUGUGCCACCUGGAAACUGGUCGACAGUGAAAACUUCGACGAAUACAUGAAAGCACUUGGUGUUGGUUUCGCGACGAGGCAGGUUGGCAACGUAACCAAGCCAACGGUCGUCAUCGCCAAGGAGGGUGAUAAGGUUGUCAUCAAGACCCAGAGCACCUUCAAAAACACCGAGAUCUCUUUCAAACUGGGCGAGGAGUUCGAUGAGAGCACCGCAGAUGACAGGAACUGCAAAUCCACCGUUACCAUGGAUGGCGACAAGCUCGUGCACGUGCAGAAGUGGGACGGAAAAGAGACGACGUUUGUCAGGGAACUGAAGGACGGAAAGCUGGUCAUGAACCUGAAGUUUGAAGACAUCGUGGCGGUGCGCACCUACGAGAAGGCGUGAGCUGAUGACGUCAUUGGAUCAUAAACCCAUAGUCCUUUUUAUUGGACCACAUCCAAGAAGUGUUUUUUUUCUCUCCUGUUUUUAUUACUGUAUGCGUUGCUGCCCCUUGCACUUAAUCCCUCCAAAUGUUUUACGACAUGUGCUGGAAAUGUUUUAGGUAACUACAUUUCUUUCAUGGUAGAUCAUCGUAUGUCAAACGUACUUAAAUAAAAGUGAGUGAGUGCUUUCUAACAA
Molecule: messenger RNA, 719 nt
Organism: Osmerus eperlanus (European smelt)
Lineage: Eukaryota; Metazoa; Chordata; Actinopteri; Osmeriformes; Osmeridae
Gene: fabp7b
Product: fatty acid binding protein 7, brain, b
Exons: 4
Coding region: 87-485 (132 amino acids)
Biological process (GO): fatty acid transport
Cellular component (GO): nucleus; cytosol
Molecular function (GO): fatty acid binding
Source: RefSeq, a predicted model, not a curated record